Molecule: messenger RNA, 3636 nt
Organism: Bipolaris victoriae FI3
Lineage: Eukaryota; Fungi; Ascomycota; Dothideomycetes; Pleosporales; Pleosporaceae
Exons: 3
Coding region: 1-3636 (1211 amino acids)
Source: RefSeq, a predicted model, not a curated record
AUGACAACCAUCCAGACAUCGACCGAUGCUGCGUCCGCCAUGGAGGACAUACAUGGUGUAGAUGUAUCGUGGCUGCAUCACUCGACUAGAGAUCAUCACCAUCGCCAACAGGCCCCGUCAUCGCCAGGCCUGAGUAGAGAUGCGCCGCCCAAAACCUCAUCCCAUGGCGGAAUACCUGCUCGGCCCCGCCAUGACGAGCAGCAAAUCCAGAAGCCGACACCGGCGACCAACAGACCCGCAUCUCCCCCACGACCGUCUCCUGUCGCGCCUGCACCUGCACCCACAUCUCCUGUGACCGCGACUCCUCCCAUCAAGGUACCGCCGAAGCGACCGACACUACUCAGCCGAGGCAGUUCUGAAAAGAAUGUCAACGGAACCACACCACCAGACUCGAGACUCACGUCGCGGCGCAACUCAUGGAUGAACACCAUCAGUUCCAAAUUCUCCUCGCAGAACUCGCCGGCGCAAACUACCCACGCCCAAGCCCAGGGAUCGCAUGUAUCCCCCAACAACGCCUCUCCCUCGGCCAACGGUGCCCUGAACGGCAUACAAGCAGCUUCGACAGGACACAAUGGCGCCCCUGACCCCUAUGUUCCACAACAGCCCAAGACUUCAUUCGUUGGCAAUGUCCUUCGGCGCCUGUCUUCGGGGUCGCAAGUCAGUGCUGUUGGCAAGGUCUAUCCCAACGGAGGCGUGUGCCCGCGCAAAGUCAUGAACAUUGACCCAAACCGAGAACGAUGUUUAGUGCCCGAGCUUGACCAGCACAAACUGCGCAAGGUUGCAUUCUGUGUCGACGUUGAGAUUGCUGGAGGGCCCAAGUACAAGGACGAAGUGGCUACAGAUGAGAAGCAGCCAAAGCAAAAAGAAAAGAAGAUGAAGGAGCGCGGUGAAGGCGAGGCACUCAAGAACCCGGAUACUGUGGUUGAGCAAAAGGACAAAGCAGGUGUUGUCGCUGUCGCGCAAGAGGCAGUUGGAAACGAAAACGAGCCCAACCCUGAAGGCACAGUCAUAGAGGACAAGCAGGAGACGAGCAAGAAAAAAGAAAAGAAGAAGCGAUCGGAAGCUGAACGGAAGGAAAGGAAAGAGAAGAAGCGCAGAAAAGCCGAGGAGAACGGCACAGUACCUCUAGAGUUGACCAGAGAUGACGAUAGCGGUAGCGCUGAAGGUGUAUCUGCUGCGUCAAGGACAACGGCACCUCCUCGCGCCCAGGAUCGGCCAACGAUUGAUCCACUGCGCAUCUACAGACGAUGCUGUCAACUGCGCGAAUCUCCUAUCCUCAAGCGUAUCAGUGACCAAUUGGCAGCCCCGAGCGCAUGCACCGUUGUUCAGCCCGGUGUCGUCACCUGUCUGGAUUUGACUGGAUCGCGGUUACAACUAGCAGAUUUUCUCACUCUAUCCGAUUGGCUGGCUAUCGUGCCUGUAAAGAAAUUAUUCUUGGAGGACGCAGAUCUGACUGAUGAAAAGAUACGCCUUGUUCUCGCCGGUCUACUCGCUGCCAGGGUUCCAGAACCACCAAAACGUCGUAGUCAGUCCAGCGAAGAUGCGCAGGAUGGGCUUUGCCAACCAGGUUCUUCGGCAGUGAAAAAGCUGGUUCUGAAGAACAACCCCAAAAUCACAUCUGAGGGCUGGAAACACAUUGCACUCUUCCUAUACAUGUGCAAAUCCAUCAUGGCAGUCGACGUCUCGAUGAUUCCAUUUCCAAACUCUCAACCGCAGGUGGCCUCCCCAUCUUCAGAAAGCGCACCAGUUCUGUCACCUACCAAAGACACCAAGUCAGUGGAUAUUGCGGAUAUCUUCUCGAAAGCCAUUUCCGAGCGCUUGGGUGGUUCCGAGUUACAAGAAUUAGUCAUGGCCGAGUGUAACCUGAAUUCUGCAAGCAUCCGCAAAAUCAUCGAUGGCUGUGUCAUUAGUGGUAUCCAGCGUCUCAGUCUUGCAACAAACGACAUAGAUAGCGAAGGGCUUGAACAUGUGUUACGGUACUUGCGUUCCGGGGUCUGUCAAGGUCUCGAUAUCGGAGGCAAUGAUCUCAGAUCUUGGAUAGGCCAGCUUGGUGAAAGCAUAAGACACUGCGAAAACAGUCCACUGUGGGCUUUAUGCUUGCAAGACACCGGUCUUACUCCUGAAUCGCUCAAGGCACUAUUUCCAGUCCUUGUAUCUUUGCCGUCCUUCAAAUUCUUGGAUCUUUCGCAUAACAGGGGCCUCUUCAUGGGCCAGACUUCGCUAUGUCUGCUAAGGAAAUACAUGCCCCAGUUCAAAGAACUGAAACGGAUACAUCUUGUAAACGUGGACAUGAAGCUUGAAGAUGCGAUAGCCAUCGCUGAAAUUCUUCCCGACUGUCCGCAAAUUGCGCACAUCAACCUUCUUGAAAACCCCGAAAUCACACGCGUGGCAACUUCUACAGACGAGGAAACCCAAGAAGAUGCUGCUGCGCUGUACGCAUCUCUCACACUUGCGGCCAAAUUGUCAAAAUCACUUAUAUGUGUCGACGUCGACAUACCAGCUCCCGAACAGAGCGAAGUCGUCAAGGCACUCGCAAAACAAGUUGUGGCGUACUGUUUGCGUAAUAUCGAAUCCAUCAACGAAGUGCCUGAACUUCGUGCUGCACCAAAACAAGUCGAAGUACCGCGCAUCUUGAUGCGUCUUGUGGGCCCAGACAAUGAAGAUGAUAAGGAGAACGACAAUGCAUCGUCAGCCGAUGAUGACUACAUUAUCGGCAGCACGGGCAUUGCUAAAGCCAUGAGCUAUUGCUUAUCUAACAAGGAGUCGGAUCUCAGUAGAGUGUCAGUUCCAAGCGGCACUUCGACUCCAAGGAGUAGAGGCUUAGUUCCAGUACUGGAGGAGCCAAGCAAGGCAAGAGCAAUGUCUAAAGACUUGCUUGAUACGGCGCGUACCACACGAUCAAGGAUCCAACCUGCAUUGAUUCGAGAGGCGAAGAGCGGGAAUGAUGUUAACUACCGCCGUUUAUUGUUCUUGGAUCAAACCCUCCAGGGUAUGAUCCAGCGCUUUGAAGACGAAUAUCCAGAAACCCGUCUCCAGCCUUCAGAAGCUGCCUCUAUUUCUAGCUCCUUACCAAGCGCUUCACCGACUGCUUCUACAGCUCCUGCCCUCGAAAACAGCGUCUUAACAGACAUGACGGCCCCUGAAUCCGAUGAGGACGAACCUCCUACUACACUUCGCUCGCGCCACAACUCCGAUGUCUCUCUCGCAUCCCGUAACAUGUCCCUUGAAGAAGGUCGUCUGCAUCGCUUUGGCCACCGCGUGCGCACUGGUCUUCUCAACUCCCGCCCAAGCACGCCUGAUGAUUCUGAGAACCAGUCUUCCUUCCUUUCGAGCACGGCAGACGAUGAAGGAUUCCCUGAGCACAUUGAAUCGUUGCGCGAGUACUUCAUGAACCACAGUGGUGAUGAUGAGCUCAGGCAUAUGAUUGAGGGUAAAGGAUGGGAAGAGGCUUUUGACAGCGUAGUGAAGAACGCCGAGGAGCUGAAGAACUUGGAGAGAGAGGACCCAACCCAUUUCAAGAUCUUCAAGGAAAGUCAAAUUGCUGCCUUGAAAAAUCGUAAUCCAGACUUGUUUGCUCCAGGGGAGAAGCACGUCAAGAGCGACGGAGAUGGUGAUGAUUUUGCUGUUGAAGACUAG